Messenger RNA from Amphibalanus amphitrite, 1789 nucleotides. RefSeq names its product pancreas transcription factor 1 subunit alpha-like. Gene Ontology annotation, molecular function: protein dimerization activity. The transcript has 2 exons. The record is from RefSeq and is a predicted model, not a curated record. Lineage: Eukaryota; Metazoa; Arthropoda; Thecostraca; Balanomorpha; Balanidae. Bases 435 to 1091 code for a protein of 218 amino acids.
CAAGGCACAUCACAUAGGUCCCUAUUUAAGCCCCGCCCCGUCCCGUGCCGUGGACCAAUCAGCGCCCCAAUUUCCAUGGGGCGCGCGCCCGCCGCCACCCCGCUAAGAAAGACCUCAACGCCGCCACCCGACUUCAGGGCACUAACACCAGAGCAGCUGCGUGCGCGGGUACUCCUGUUCUUUGAAGUGACGCUGCACUCACGUGCUAGAAACGUGUUCUAGAACAGCGUGAUAAGAUAGCUGAGUCUUUGGCCUGUUUUGGCUUGUGUUGUGGCGUUUGCAAGUUUGGAUCCUGCAGCAGCAAACGUGGCUCUUUGAAGGCGUCAGCUCUUCAAAUAUCUGCCCUUCAAUCUUCAAGGCAACAUCUCUUCGUGAGAUCAAGCGGCUUUCACCGAGGUCAAGCUCGUGACCUGGUGACCUGGCAGUGACCUGUCAUGACCUGGUCACUUCCUGACAGUCCUGACAGUGGUGUCGUGCUGGAGGACAGAUUCACCUGUGCGACUGUUCCCAUCAAGACAUACAACAUAUCCGACAGCAUGACCAGCCCACGGAGAAACACAGGUGCAGUAGUAGAACAUAGUGAACGGCUCUACCGCGACGUGCGGCUGGACGGUGGACAAGUGGAAGAAGUUGAUGCUCCACAGCAGCAGCAGGAUGCUGAGAAUGUGACGUCUCUGGUCAAGGUAGAGAGUCCUGGCAGCUGCUACGAUAUAUAUGGCGGAUUCACGCUAAAAUCAGACUCCGGAGCCGACUUCUCUGCCGGAAGUCCGCCACUAUGCAGCCCUCCGUGCUCUGCCUCGCCCUCCUCCCACUCCUCCGCCCCUCUACCUCCUCCCUCUCGCCUCCUCCCGCCCUCUCCCUGCCAACUUCCUCUCUCCAAAAAGCGGUGUCGUCGCGCGCUGACUGACGAAGUCUGGCGCCGUCGAAGGGAAGGAGCCAACUGUCGAGAGAGACGAAGGAUGCAGAGGCUGAAUGAGGCCUUUGACCUCCUACGGCAGCAUCUUCCGCAAGGCAGUGAAGCGCAGCUGUCGAAACAUGAGACUCUGCAAAUGGCAAUGGAGUAUAUCGCAGCGCUGCAGAGACAGUUGUGAGUGUGGUGGUGGUUGGAUUUGACGCGGUGGAAGAAAAUGUUGCAAGGGAAGGACUUGGUGGGAAAGGUUGUUAGAAGGAGGGCAUUUGACUGUGUGAUUCUCAGGUAGGCAUUGUGUCAUGUAUGCUUGGUGUUCAUCAGUGUUCAAUUCUUUUUACGUCGUAUGAGACAACGUGAUGCGUUAACUAAUGUUGUGCCUAGCUCAGAGAUUGAUUCGCAGUCUGACGUUGCGUUGGUGUGCUGACUUGUUGUAGCCCCUAGCUGGUAAUGCUGAAAUGGCUGCGUGGUGACCAGGUUUCCAGGUGAAACGAAAAGGCUUCAUCGCGGAGCAUUUGACCUCACUAAGUGAAUCGUUCGUCGGUGGGGUUUGUGUACUACUGAAGUUACCGUGGCAACAAAGAUGCUCAGGAAAUCGUACCUGAAAAGACCAACUGUCAGACUGUGGACUGUAGAUACACGUACAUAUUCCUGUUUUUGCGGUGCCAGCAAAUGGCGGCAUUGACGCUAUUUACCUCGUGAAAGGCAGCCAAAGGUCAAACCUCAUUUUGCUCAACAUCACUCUGUGAGUGCAAUGCUAUUUGACAGUGCCCAGGACAUGGCGUAGAAAUGAACGUUUGUCGAUGUUUGUGUGUGCUGUGAUCUCGUGUCUGCCAUAUAUGGGUCCGCAAAAAAUUCUUUCCAGGAAUGCAUCCGGAUUGA